AAACAAAGACAGCAAGCAGAGUACAAGUCCUAACUUGUCGCUGGGACUGUUGUUUACAAAAAUAUUUUAAGUAAUGUCAUCUCACCGCAUUAGUUGGAAGUUUUUGUGCAGAAGUGUCGGCUGCCUGUUGCUCAUACUUUUCGAGACUAAGUUUUGUGAAGAAAAUCUGUUAACUUUAUCCGGUGAUCAAGUUUCAGAAUAUAGUUGAUUAUUGUUAUGAGUAGCCUCGUCCUAGCAACGCAUUUACUAUUGCGCCGCGAUUUAUGUGUAGUGAAUUAUUAAGUGUUUAUUUAAAAAUAGUUAUUAAAACAUUAAAAUUGCAUUUGCUCAAUAAUUUAAGAAAUCAUUUAAAGUAUUUCAAUAAUAUCGGUAUAUGGGUAAAGAUCUGUUGAGACUUGACCAGACAUGAAUGAACUGUUAUCCAGAAUGUUGAGGAUGCUAGCACUGUGCGUGGCGGUGGUGUGUUUGUCCUCAUCUGCCGCCGGCCAGCCGGUGUCCUGCACAGAGAACGCGCAGUGCUCCGAAGGUUACUACUGCGAGACCGACUCCCACAUUUGCCGCGAGUGCCUCUCCUGCCAGGACCUCAAGCGCGAGUCGCUGGCUCUCAACACCUGCAUCAAGUCCGUCGCCGAAUGUGGAUCUUGCUUCAAAGGGCUGGUGGUAGACCGGCGCGGCGACGUCAACGCGGAGUGCGUACCGCCCGACGCGUCGCAGCUGGAGCCCACGCCCUACUAUGUGUGGCUGCUCAUCGGUUUCGGAGUGCUGCUGUUCCUGGCACUGGUCGUCGGUAUCAUCGCCUACCUGCUACGCAACCCUGAGAUCUUUAAGACCGCUGGUUCGAACCAGUCGAGCACAGUAACAGCUCGCAUCACAGCGACGGCCCCCGAAGCACCGCCGCCGUACAACCCGCUGCCAUACACGGCCGUGCGCACCGACUCACCCUACACUGACGUAGAGAACAGCGCCUACAAUGAAGAAGACGAUCAACCGUUCAUUAAGCACCGGCCGACAAGUUUACCCAGCGGUGCGCGCGAGGCAGCAGGCAACCAGGAGGCUAAUGUCUACAACAAGCCCAUCUAUGAGCGCGAGCCGCGUCCACCAAGCCGUGAGUCUCCGGCCCCGGAGUACGAGGAGAGCAUGAGCUCGCCCAUCCAUGACGAGGACACGGUCCCGAGUCCCUGGACGCCUGUGGACGGCAAUGGCAACCCUGAUGUUAAUGCCAAUGGCGACAGCGUGAGCGUGUCGGGCGCGGCGGGGUCGGGCGCGGCGCUGCCGGCGCUGCUGGCGGCGGCGCGGGACUCCACGCUGCUCGAACCUUCAGCUGCUAAGAAGCGAUGCGUGCGACAGGACUCGAACAACAACAGGAACCGAGAGAGCAGUUCGUGUGGCGACGGUAGCCAGAGCAGCUUUCCGCGCUCGCCGUCGCCGAGUCAGGGCGGCCCGCCCUACAGCUUCAUCACGCAGAUCACCAAUGUCGUGCAAAUCAACACCACCAAGUGACCUCACUGCCUAAACGAAUACUCUGCACAUCUUAUUGCAUUUUAAUACUUAAAAGAAAAUGAUGGUGUUUCAUAGACAAGCCACUGUCAUAUCUUUUAAAACUUGUGCCUAUUAUUCCUAUAGAAUUGAGAUUGUAGAUUUAAAUUUGUAAUAUUUUUAUUAAAAUAUUGAAAACUUAAAAAAAAAACUAGUUCGUAAGGUAUAAGGUGAGUCUGGAAGUGCCUCGGAGAGGAUUCUUACCUAUUUUACUGUGAUUUAGUUUUAUGUGCAUCAUACCCGUGCAUACUCCAGUCAUGUUCGAGAUCUGUGCGAUCAAUUCAUGAUCUCAGUAACAUACGUAAUAAUGAUUUUAGCGUCCUAUUUGUGUCUGUAGGUAAACAGUCGGUAGCUUAAACGGUCUAGGUUUCGAGAGAGAGAAAAGACACUAUUUACGAGCUCGAUUGCUCAAGUAACGUUAAUUUAGUUCAAUAUUUAGAUCGUUUGCCACUGUAAGUCGUGGUAGUCAGACCAGUGCGUAUUGUGUAUGAUUUAGAGGUGCGAAUAUUUUUUGCAUUUUUAUUAUGUAAGGUAUGAUCAAUAGUUUGGCUCCUGAGAGUAAAUCCAUGUCGGGUCUAUAUACCACUGAAUAAAUCUUAUACAUGUAAUGAUAUUGUAUAUACCAAUUGUAUUUUGCAUAAUAUCUUCACUUUAAUGUUUCCAAGAGCUUAAAGACAAGAUACAAAUAGUUUACUGAUAUAAAAUUUUAUUGCUGAAAUGUAUUUUUAAUAUUCUAAUUUUAUAAUUUCUCAUUGGGUUAUAAAUUACAUAUAAUACAAAUAUAAUAAUAUCCAAAAAUAUAUAUUGAUCUGUAAUCAGUAAUAAUAGUGUUGUUACGUUUGGUUUAUUUUGUCGAUAUGUAAAUAUCUGAAGUUAGUUUUAACUGCAAGACAUUUAUUAUACGAAACUUAUGAAUUGUGAUAAUUUAGUCUUUAUUUUUAUAGUCCAAUCACAAAGUAGGAGACUCGAUAAGUUACGGUUUAUUUAAUUGCAUCGAUUUCUGACAAAAAAGGCAAAUACAAAUUACUAUCAAAUUGUAAUCUUAUCAAAAUCAAUACAGCUCGAACAAUAAUAGAUUGAUUUUAAAACCAAAGAAAUGACCCCUUGCGCAAAAUGAGACAAUGAUGCGCGAUGGCCUCAAUCGCAUCGCUUUUACCUAAACAUUACUUAACAUUGUCUUGUGAUUUCGUAGCCGUUUCUUAUUUUUAUUAUUAGGUGUAUAGUGAACCUUUUGAAAUAAAAUGUUGGCUUCACAAAAAAGUUUGCAUUACCUAUGCCUGUUAGAAUCGGUAUCGUGAAAAACAAAAUAUAAAAAGAAAACUAAAUCUUCUGAGUUGAAAUUUAAUUGAAAAGGUUUUUAUUUCAGGAGGUACAUAUUAGCUAAAUAUUAAAGAUAAUUUAUCUUUUAAAUAUGUUGCCCUAUAUAUCCAAGUGUGCUAAUUAACUCAGCGCUUCCAUUAUUUUUAUUUUGCAUGUUCUGAUUUUAAAUAUGUUAUAUGCGUGCAAUUAGUUACUUUAGACAACUAAGUAGGUCCAUUUUACAAAAUAUUUUGAAGAUAGAUAAAAGUAGAUUAAUUAAACAGCUAUUUGGUUUGUGAUUCGUUUAAAUUGCAUAAUUGUGCCAUCUUUUAUCUGUCAUUCGAGGUUGAUUGUAUGUGCUAUUUUACAAAUUACUUACUGUAACACGUUUUCAAUAUAUUUUACUGCCAAUAUUGUUUUGCUGCUGCAUAAGAGAUGUAACUGAAGUGCCUUAUUGUUAGGCUGUGAAGCACUAAUUAAUGUUACACAAACUCUUUUGUUAAUUGUUAACUUUAAAUCAUUAAUGGAUUGUAGUGUUUUGUAAACUAUUCAUUAAUGAGUUAAAUAAGAUUUUUAGUCUUUUGUGAAUAAAGCUCAAUGUAAAUAUA
This is a messenger RNA of Trichoplusia ni (cabbage looper), 3443 nucleotides long. RefSeq lists its product as uncharacterized. The transcript is spliced from 8 exons. The record is from RefSeq and is a predicted model, not a curated record. Lineage: Eukaryota; Metazoa; Arthropoda; Insecta; Lepidoptera; Noctuidae. Bases 406 to 1500 code for a protein of 364 amino acids.